CGCGGCAGAAACAGAGCGCGCAGCACUGCUGGCAGUUGUGUGUUAAAAGAAAGACAUUGUAGCUGCUGGAGUGCAGGUUGAUGUUAAAUAAAUACAACAUGUCGGACAGAAACCCGGGGAUGGUGCUCGGCUGCCUGGCUGCUGAAGGCUGUGACGUGCAUCGACCUGACCACGUUGGCUGGAGAUGACACACCGUCAAACGUUCAUCGGCUCUGUGUUAAAGCCAUCCAGCCCAUCCGAUCGGACCUGCUAAUGAAAAUGGACAUGCACGACAAAGGAAUAACCACAGCCGCGGUGUGUGUGUAUCCAGCUCGUGUGGCUGAUGCUGUCAAAUCACUGAAAGCAGCAAACUCUAGCCUACCUGUUGCCUCAGUUGCCACUGGUUUCCCAGCAGGACAGACUCCACUGGAGACCCGCCUGCAGGAAGUCCUCCUGGCAGUAAGAGACGGUGCUACAGAAAUCGACAUUGUCAUCAACAGGACGUUGGCUCUCACAGGACAGUGGGAAGCCAUGUACAGUGAGCUGCAGCAGUUUCGACAGGCCUGUGGUGAAGCCCACAUGAAGACCAUCCUGGCUACUGGAGAGCUGGGAACAUUCACUAAUGUCUACAAAGCCAGCAUGGUGGCCAUGAUGGCUGGUUCAGACUUUAUUAAGACUUCUACAGGAAAGGAGUCUGUUAAUGCUACUUAUCCUGUAGCUGUGGUGAUGGCGAGAGCUAUCCGGGAUUAUUAUUUAAUGACAGGCCACAAGGUGGGAUUUAAACCAGCAGGGGGGAUCAGAACAGCACAGGAGUCUCUGGUGUGGCUGGCUCUAAUUAAAGAAGAGCUGGGCAACGAUUGGCUCCAUCCUCACCUGUUCCGCCUGGGAGCCAGCAGCCUGUUGGCUGACAUCGAGAGGCAGAUCUACCACCAUGUGACAGGACAAUAUGCUGCCUUCUAUGAGCUGCCAAUGGCUUGAUGUCAGUCCAGUUCCUGUAACCAAGCCUCAGACACUUUCCAUAAUGCAGUGAUUUAAAGUUAUUUUAAUGUUCAGAGACUGGAGUCAUUCCACYUAAAGUAACAUUAACUUUGUCACUUUACUUUUUGGUUUUCUUACUGUUAAAUCACAAUCUGUAAAAGAACUGUUUCACACUGUUGCACAGCAUGUAAUAAAGUAAUCAAAUCUCUGAAGAUA
This is a messenger RNA of Austrofundulus limnaeus, 1173 nucleotides long. RefSeq names its product deoxyribose-phosphate aldolase (putative) (gene dera). Gene Ontology annotation, cellular component: cytoplasm. Gene Ontology annotation, biological process: deoxyribonucleotide catabolic process; carbohydrate catabolic process. NCBI's taxonomy places the organism in Eukaryota, Metazoa, Chordata, Actinopteri, Cyprinodontiformes, Rivulidae. Gene Ontology annotation, molecular function: deoxyribose-phosphate aldolase activity. The record is from RefSeq and is a predicted model, not a curated record.